AUGGAGCGCGUGUGCCAGUCCACCGGCGCCUCAAUCCAAUCUACCUGCUCCGACAUUCAAGAGUCCCACCUUGGUACCUGCGAGACUUUCGAGGAGCGUCAAAUCGGUGGAGAAAGAUUCAACUUCUUCGAGGGCUGCCCCGGCGCAAAGACCUGCACUCUGGUCCUCCGUGGUGGUGCUGAACAAUUCAUUGCCGAAGUCGAACGUAGUCUGCACGAUGCUAUCAUGAUCGUCAAGCGUGCCAUCAAGAACCAGAGCAUUGUUGCUGGUGGUGGUGCUUGCGAGAUGGAGAUCAGCAAAUACCUUCACACCUUCGCCGACAGCAAGAUCCCCCACAAGCAGCAAGCUAUCAUCAAGUCGUUCGCCAAGGCACUCGAAGUCAUUCCUAGACAACUUUGCGACAAUGCUGGUUUCGAUGCUACCGACAUUCUGAACAGACUCCGUGUUGAGCACAGAAAGGGUAACCUCUGGGCUGGUGUCGACUUCCAGAACGAGGGCGUCAGAGAUAACAUGGCCGCCUUUGUGUGGGAACCCAGUCUCGUUAAGAUCAACGCCAUUCAAGCCGCUACCGAGGCCAGUUGUUUGAUUUUGAGCGUUGACGAGACCAUCAGUAAGCAAACAGUCGGCCUGAACCCAUUUAGAAAACGUGCUAACGCAAGAAACAGANNAAACCAAGAAUCUCAGGCUCCUCAGGCUCCUGGCCAACAACUACCCCCUGGUGCUGCCCAAAGGGCAAUGCGCGGCAGAGGAAGAGGUAUGCCCAGAAGGUAG
Molecule: messenger RNA, 771 nt
Organism: Aureobasidium musti
Lineage: Eukaryota; Fungi; Ascomycota; Dothideomycetes; Dothideales; Saccotheciaceae
Source: the annotation of a GenBank genome assembly